Molecule: messenger RNA, 4733 nt
Organism: Ostrea edulis (European flat oyster)
Lineage: Eukaryota; Metazoa; Mollusca; Bivalvia; Ostreida; Ostreidae
Product: septin-2
Exons: 11
Coding region: 1936-3864 (642 amino acids)
Biological process (GO): cytoskeleton-dependent cytokinesis; regulation of exocytosis
Cellular component (GO): cell division site; septin complex; synaptic vesicle
Molecular function (GO): GTP binding; molecular adaptor activity; GTPase activity
Source: RefSeq, a predicted model, not a curated record
UGGAAAUAAAGAAUGUAUACUACAUGUAUAUACAUCAAGCAGUCAAUGAAAUAUGUGAGGAAAUAAAUACAGAUUUGAAUGGGAGUCCAAGGACAAUGUGUGCUGGACUUUUAAAUGGAGACCAUAAUUAGUGUACACUGAUGGGACAGAAGCUUACUAUGUAGGUCUGGGGCAGAGGUCUUUAUGGGUUAGUAACAUGGUACAAACUGGUACUUGUAUAGCUCCUGGAGGACCAACCCAUUGUCUUGCUCCUUGUGACGUCCUCUCCAGCCACUCUCACUGACCUGAAAACCAGCGGGAUGGAGGAUCAGUUUUCCCAUGGAUUAUAGUUCUGUUCUGUACCAUCAACCCUCUCUCCAUCUGCUGGAGGACAUAGGUCAUCAUUUUAUUGUUAACACCUGUGUAAGACAUUAUUUUUGUUAUUGUUUACAUACUCAUACACAUCCAGCCUUUUGAAAUACCUGGGUUUUUCUAAAAAGGUUGAACAGGUAUUUUGAAUUCAUUUGAAAGAAUGGACUUGGUAAUCGGUGUCUUAUCUAAAUCUGAUUGCCUGCAGUCUUUUAAAUAAUGGACUUGAUUGAUUUACAAAGACUGUAUUUUCAAGAUAAAGAACUUAUUUAAAAAAUGAAAAGAAGGAAUGAAUGAGAUGAUUAACAAAAACUCUCAGAAUAAAGCAGUUUUAAGGCAUGUUUGUUGUUUACAUGCUGGGAUUAAAAAUUUGAAAUUCAAUUUUGUUACAAUGAUUGUAAUCUCUGGUGCAGAGAGCUUACUGGGGGAAAAGAAACACAGCCAGGAGCCCAGACAAACAUCUGUUGUCAUUAAAUUUAAAGUUGAUGUAGAUAAUAUCAUUUAUUGUCAUGGUAAUAGAAAUGUCUCGUAGGGGUGAUAAAUUUUGUAAAAAUACAUGCAUAUUGAGUCAGUGUUGUGAUGUGGAAGAAAAAAUAGAAUUUAUUUGGGCUUUUGACAGCUGUGUGUUUGCAGUGGGCUAUUAGUAUAUGUGUUCACCAUCUGUGUAAAUAUACUUUUUAAACACAUUCUUUAAAAAUUAAAUUUAACUUUUGCACAGAAAAUUGUUUUAACUUGUUUAAUAAAAUGGUUUUACCCUCAUCAAUUUGAACUUGUGUAUAAAAAUUAACACAGUACUGUCUGUAUGUGUUAGUAGAUUAGAGUAUAUGUUAUUGUGUAACAUUUAAUAAUUGUAUGAUGAAAAUGAGGUAGUAAUUUAAAAAAAGAGCAUGAUCAAUGUAUUUAAUGUAGAUCAAAGUUAAUAUAUCUUGAAUUGAACUUGAGCAAUUCCGACACAUAGAAAUUCAGUAAUGCAAAUUGUUGCAUGUAAACAGUGAUUAUGCAAAAUGUUGCAAUAUUAUCAGCAUACCUCAGUCUCAUAAAAUGGAAUGUGCCAUAAGGUGUAUGUAAGGUAGGUAAAAACAUGGACUGGUCCACAUGCAGGUAAGUUAAGGGCAGCCUGUGGCUGUUUAUCUGUGGACAUCAUUAACAGACUACCAACCACACUGUACUGAACUACAGCAGACAGGAACCCAUUCACAUUGGACAAACGGACCGUGACACAGAUUGUAGGGGUUCACCUGACCGUGACGGAGACACUGCCUCAGCCACUACAGAAAUUUAUAUAUGCAUGUGUACUGUGUUGAUUCAGUACUGAGUUGUGAUGGUAAUUUGAAGAAAUUACAUGUGAAAAUCAGUGACUCUACUCCUCUGAUGUUCCUUGUGCAAGAUCUUAUGGAAAAUUUUGAGAUUUCUGUGGAGUUAGCAUGGGAGAUGUGAAAGAAUUUACACCUGAAAAGAGGUUUACUGUGGGUAUAGAUUAUUAUUGUACUUGUAAUGGAUUUGAUAUGGUGAACAAGUUCUAAUUGACUUGUAAUUGUGGAAGGAAUGUCAACGUAGGUCAGUUUGUUUUAAAUCGUACCCCACACGAUGGAAGGCAGCAGUCAGCAAAAGAGAUUUCGGACACCCUUCAAGUUUUCACUGAGUUCUUCUUCGCUAAAGCCAAGUCCAAACCCAGCAAAGUCAGAACAGUCAGCAGCAUCCAUCCUGCGACCUCGUAAACUCUUGAGUAAUGACAAUGCUAAGAACCGCUGGUCAUUCUCUCCCAUCAGUUCCAGCCAGCUUCCCAAUGACCAGGCAGGAAGUGAGUCCAAACUGCAGAGUCUCAGCCACUAUGAGACCAGCACAGGGGUCAAAUACUCUGCCCACCCUAUCAUAGGUAGGUCUCACCAAGAAAAUGGCAUCCUUCAUCAGGAGGAGGAGCGGGGUCGACGGAUUUAUGACAGACCACGGUCCCAGGUAUAUCCUACCUCACCUUUGACUCCGUCUCCUCAGGACUCACUGUAUGACACACCGAAGAUAACAAACCAAGUGCCAGAUCCUUCCCUCACAACUCCACCCUCAUCUAAAGGAGAGGUGGCAAAAUAUGGCAGUCAGCCCUCUUCAUCCAGCCAGGAGGGCAAGGACCUCAACCAAAACUAUCCUCCAAAGGUCACAGAGGUCAAAGGAGAGCAAGAAACUAAACUCUCAUUGUCAAGGUCACUAGGACCAUCCGAUAUUGGAUCAAGAUCAUCAGGACCUGUAGAGGACAAAACAGUAGGAGUUACUUCUCCUGUUCGUCCACCCAGACGGAACAGUAGUACAUCCAGUGCUGGUCGGAAACCUUUGUCCACGGUCCCUCCAGUUACUGAGGUGCCAGACAAGGCAGAGACUAAAGAACCUAAACGGAAACGCCGCUUAACCAGGAGAAUUUCACUUGAACCCAAAAAAUUGGAUGAUGAUGAAUUUAUAGGUUUUGCUACACUACCAGAUCAAGUGCACAGAAAAGCUGUCAAGCGGGGCUUUGAAUUCUGCAUGAUGGUUGUAGGAGAAACUGGGCUUGGAAAAUCGACCCUCAUCAACAGUUUGUUUCUGACUGACCUGUAUAAAGACAGGAAACUCCCACACCACAUCCUGGACAAUGCUGAGCAGACUACAGACAUUGAGAAGAAGCAGUUAGACAUUGAGGAGAAAGGGGUCAAAGUUCGUUUGUCUGUGGUAGACACACCCGGCUUCAGUGAGGCGAUGAACGGUGAUGAAUCCUGGAAGCCGAUCGUUGACUAUGUUGACCGACAAUUUGAGCAAUAUUACCAGGCUGAGAGUGGUGUCAACAGAAAAAACAUCCAGGACAGCCGGGUUCACUGCUGCCUGUACUUUGUAUCACCAUAUGGACAUGGGUUGAAGCCUAUAGAUAUAUUUAUGAUGAAGAAACUGCACCAUAAAGUCAAUAUUAUACCUCUUAUUGCAAAGUGUGACACUUUGACACCAAAGGAAAAAGCACGCCUCAAAACCAAGAUUUUGGAUCAAAUAGAUGAAAAUGAGAUUAAGAUUUACCAGUUCCCGGAAUGUGAUAGUGAUGAAGAUGAUGAAUUCAAGCAGCAGGAUAAAGCAUUAAAGGCAGCCAUUCCAUUUGCUGUGGUGGGUAGCAACACUGUUGUUGAAGUGGCAGGGAAAAGGGUCAGAGGUCGAAUGUACCAAUGGGGAAUUGUGGAAGUGGAGAAUCCUGAUCACUGUGAUUUUGUAAAACUACGACAGAUGCUGAUAAGCACUCACAUGCAGGAUCUGAAAGAGGUCACUUCAGAUGUUCACUAUGAGAACUACCGAAAACAACAUAUAACCCAGCAGAGGGACCGCUCAACUAAAGAGAGAAUGAAACUGAAGAGAGAGUCUGCGGUAAACCUAGGACAACUAGAAGAUACAGACUUUUUAAUUGCACAGAAAGAUGCUGAGGUAGGCUUAUUAGUAUAUUCUAGUAAUGUACAAGGGCACCUUUUAACAGUGAUUUUACACUAUAUAAAACUUAUUUAUGCAUCAAAUUGAGAGAUAAAUGAAACUGAAAUGGUAAUUUCUUUGUGCAUAUUGAUCACUCAUAUAGGUACGCCGCAUCUGCAUAGAGACAAUUUGUUAAAAGUUUUUAUCAGCAUUGAAAAUUAAAACAUGUAUACAUAACAUCAGGGAAAUAGUGUGAAAUUAACACCCCCUCCCAUCUAUGGAGGAACGGAAAAGGAAAUCUGCAGUAUAUUGGGGAUCUCAUAAAAAUAAUGAUAAAAUCCAAAAACAAAAUGUACUGGACACCCUGCAUGAUCAGAUCACAGGACUCAUGACCAACAUUUAUCUAAAUUUGACCUCAUGUAAACUACCCUAUGAUGGUACAAAUAUUGGUGAAAUAUCAUUUUGUAGAAUUUUACUGUCAUUUAUGCAAGCUUACAUUUUGUAAAAGCUACACUGAGUGAAUGUUAUUCAUUUUGUAGAUACAACGAAUGCAGGAAAUGUUGGCUAAAAUGCAGGCACAGUUACAGACUGACCCACGGGCAGCUGUUAAUGGGACAUAAUGGAGUUGAUAUGUGUACGUGAACUAUCUAAACCAAAGAGGAAUACACAUGUAAUUCCAAUCUCUAAUGUUUAUACUCCUAGACACAGAAAGGGAGGUAACUCAGUGAUGUAAAAAGCAUUCCAGAUGUGUUCCUCAUCUUUUAAAGCAUUUUGCAAUUAGCUUACAAACUCUCUGUAGAGUGGUACAACAAUUAUCUAUAUUAUCUAUAUCUCUGGACAAACUGUGUACAUGGUAUAGCAGUUAUACUGUGUCCCAGCUGUCACUAGUGUACAGUGUUUGUGUAAUAUGAUGUGCAAUUCAAGACAUUUAGAAUUUACUUGCUGGUAAAUAAAUAUUUACAUGAAUUAACAAGAAA